AUGGACAUUUUUCGUCGUAAAUCUAGGGAUGAAAGAGAAGCCGAAAAGAUCAAAUUGACCAAUGUAGAAAAGACCGACAAAUCUGAGAAGAAGAAAAGAAGAGAAAGAGAUCGUAAGAAUGGAGAGAGUGACAAGGAUGGAGAGAAGAAUAGAGAGGAAGGAACGGAGAAACUGGAGGAGAAGGAAGUCCCUGAAGGUAAGAAGAAAGAGAAGAAAGAAAAGAAGGUGAAGGAGAAGGAGAAGAAGGGGAAGGAGAAGAAGGGGAAAGAGAAGAAGGGGAAGAAGAAGAAGAGGAAGUCAGAUUCAGACGAAAGUGACAAAGAAUCUGUACCCGAAGUCGUGGCCGAUGAUGUUAAGAAGAAAGAGAAGAAGGAGAAGAAGAAGGAGGAGAAGAAGAAGAAUAAAAAGAGGAAACAUGAUUCAGAUGAAAAUGAUAAAGUAUCAGGACCCGAAAACGUAACUCGAACAGAAACUGAAAGUGAAAGGGAAACUGAAAGCGAGGAAGAAAGCGAUGAGGAGAUGGAAGAAGUUGAGGAGGUUGAGGAAGCGGAGAAGUCCAAGAUUGAGUCAGAGGAUGAGGAAGAGAAGGAAAAGUCGUAUAGUACCUCAGAGGAGGAGGAAGAACCCGAAGAUAGCGAAGAGGAGGUAGAAGGCAGUUGCAAGAAGAAAGAUGUUGAAGAUGAAUGUAAAGUAGUUGAUGAGUUAACACCAGAAUCGAGUGGAAUGGAGAAAGAUGAGAAGGUGAAGAAGGAGAAGGUGAGAAAGAAGGAGAAGGAGGAGAAGGAUGAGAAGGAGGAUGAGAAGGAGGAGGAGAAGGAGGAGGAGAAGGAGAAGGAUAAGGAAAAAGAGGAGAAGAAGGAGGAAGAGGAGGUGUCAGAAGGAGAAUCGGAGCAAAGUGCAGAAGAGGAAAGUAGAGACAAAGGUGGAAAAAAGAAAGCAAAGUCGAAUCUCGAGGUUAAGAUAUCUGAAGAGAAAUCUACCAAUGAAGAUAGCAAAUUGAAAAAGGAGAGGAAGCAUAAAUUGUCUGCAGCAUUUCUGAGAUUCAAGGAAAGGGGGAAAGAGAAGGAAAAUGGGAAACAGAAGUAG
Molecule: messenger RNA, 1086 nt
Organism: Rodentolepis nana
Lineage: Eukaryota; Metazoa; Platyhelminthes; Cestoda; Cyclophyllidea; Hymenolepididae
Source: the annotation of a GenBank genome assembly